CCCGCUUGCCCGGGUACUCUGCGCUGAUUGGCUGGCGGGCGAAAGUCUCGCCAGGCAAGGAGGCGAGGACUCCGCGGUGACGUCAUGGGGAAACCCCCCGGCCCUCGCUUUAGCUCGGGGCGGCCGCGCUAGAGGCGGCUUUUGAGAAGCAGGCGGCGAGCGGAGCGGACCGGCGCGCGUCCCUGCCAGUCCCGGCCUUUCGAAGCGCACGAGUCGAAGAAGCUAAGCCCUGAACUCAGCCUCCCUCCCGAAAUGAUGCCGACCAAAAUGCCGCGCAAGCCCGCGCUGCAGAACUCGGCGCCCUCAGAUCACCAAGCCCAGGUUAAGCAGGUGAUACCUGGGCUGGAUGCUAUGGAUCACCUGCUGGCUGAAGAUCCAGCUGUUGGAGCUCCUGGGCUCUCUGGGAACGAGGACCCCGAGCCUCUCUGGAAGGGGGCUUUUGGAGCUGAAAGUGGACCGUAUUAUUCAGAAAGGCACCAAAAACACGAUCAUUUCAUGAUAAUCAAUGCAAUUGGCAAUAAUGUGCUUAUGUAUUUUGCAGAGCGUUCCGUGGUGAUAGCUGUGCAGCUGCGCAGAAUGGGGGACAAGUGGAACCUCCGACAGAGAAUCCUGAACCUGAUUGCCAAGCUUUUCUGCCCAGGAACUUGAAAGAGUCUCAAAGAAGAGAAAAGGAAAUUGAAAAACAACAGGAAAGGAAGGAAAGGAUGUCUGUGAAGAUGCAAACUUUUUGUACUCGGAUUUAUAAAAAAGAACCAUCAUGAGGUGGAAGAGAUGAAAUGUUUAAAGGAUUUUGUUGCUUGUUUCCAUCAACAACCACAAAAGCUCCUGUGUAAUAUUCUCAGCCACCAUUUCAGGAAGUUUGUGGGUGAAUGCAAAUGGAGCUAAUGAGAGAGGAGAAGACUGGAUGUUACUGGUGACUGACAAUGGUGAAUUGGUCCUGGGAAAUGAAGGAAUCUAAAACAGCCGUCCGAGCUGAAAUCCUAUUCAGUGUUGGAUAUUAAGCACCGUUUCAUGCAUAGGAAAAAUGAUUUUUGUGUGUGGCCUCUGGUUUUCUUGAAAAAUGCAAAUCAGUUCCUCUGCUCUUUUGUUCUUAUUUUGGAGUUUGGAAACCUACCUGGAGAAAACCAGGAAAAUAUGUUACAUAUGGAUUUGUUUUGUUGAAAUGAAUGUACUCUACUAGAUGUUCAUUGGUUUUAUAAUUAAUUAUAUUGCAAUGCCCUUAAAUUAUGAGUGAAGCUGGUACAGCUAGAAUACCAACUUUACAAUAUAUGCCCUAUGGGUAAGACGUUUUUGGUAUAUUUAUUUUUGUGGGAGCUUGUUUUCAGGUUAUUAACCAUGACUAAAUAUUCAGUAUGAAUGUUCAAAACAUUCUGCAUCAGAGUAGAUUUUAACAGGUUUUCAAAUGUUCUUCAAUGAAAGUAACAGAUUCUUAGCUUUACAGAAUGAAUCGGUACAAGUUUAGUUAUGAGUUAAGAAAAUAUAGUUCUGUUUAUACAUUAAAGGUGAUAGACUCCUAACAGUGUUAGAACUUUAUAAAUAAUAUAAGCUUUAGAAAAGAAAAUGCAGAUUAAAAGUUACAUUAAGAUGGCAAUUUGGGGGAUGAAACAAUGCUGGUUUUUCACUAAGGAAACAAAUUAUUCAAUAUAGGUCAGCUGGAUGAACAGCAUCAGACGCUUUAAAAAUGUGCAAGAGUUAUAGAGUCAUAGCCUAGAAAUUCACAUGAGAUUACAUUUUGACAUGCAUGUGUUUUCAUACACUAAUUACUGUUUAAAAAGUUGAAUUGUACACAACAAAGAGUAUCUACAAGGAUCAAGUACUAAUUCAGAAAUCAGCCCCAAAGAUUUUCAGCAGAUUUGCUUAGUUCCAAACAAAUGUCUGAGUUGGGACUGAACAAUUUCAGUUUUUAUUCUGCAACAUUCUUACCAUAACCUCUAAUGAUAUUUCAGUUGAAUUCGUAAGUAACUUAUGGUACUAGUCUGGCCAUGGUUACACAAACAUAUAUCAAAAUCAGGCUAUUUUCCCUAAUCAUUACCCAAUAUUAGUUGAAUAAAAAUGUAAAUAACUAGAAUGGUUAGAUAUCCUCUCAAAGUUGGUGUUCCUUUUUGUAAAUCUCUUUGAUUGCUCAUUUUUAAAAACUGGCUUCUUAGCAUUACGUUGAUUGCAGAAUUAUGAAGUCUUACUUGAAGGCCAUGGUUCUUCAAUAAACAGUCCUUGUGCUGUAUUUUCUUAUUGAGAACAACCAGGGGGAGUCCAAAAAGUCAAAAUGGCAGCUGUCAGAGCUGGAGCAAAGCCAUUUUUACAUGCAGCUGUUAUUUUGACAAAUUUGACCCAGAGAUGGUAACAUUUUUUUCUUUGCAUGUUUUUAUAUGAGAGUAUUGCACAAUACAUUCUUUUGCUAAGCCUAGGUAUUGGGUCAGGAGCAUAGUUUACAGCACCCAACCUGUCUUAUCAAAUAAGUUGAACUUUAUUGCCAGAAUUUUGUUUGCUGGUCAUGCUACCCGUGAAACCUGGGCAUAGAAGUUAAUAACUGGAGAUCAUCACAAAGGGCAGGGGUCUUCAAACUUGGCCCUUUUCUGACUUGUGGACUUCAACUCCCAGAAUUCCUCAAGCUGGCUGAGGAAUUCUGGGAGUUGAAGUCCACAAGUCAGAAAAGGGCCAAGUUUGAAGACCCCUGACCUAGGGGAAGGUCUGUUUACAGCAACAGAACAAAUUAGAAGUAUUUAAGGAGCACAUCCAUAACCAAAAGGUUAUAUUUCUGUGCCAGCUUUCUUGCAAAUGUCAUACAUAGCUUUCUGUAAGAAUCAUUGUUUUUGUCUAAUGUCUUAAAAAUUAUUCCUUUUGUGUGGCGACUGUUAAGCUAAUAAACUUGAUUUGUUGUUCCAAAAAA
Messenger RNA from Crotalus tigris (Tiger rattlesnake), 2887 nucleotides. RefSeq names its product phorbol-12-myristate-13-acetate-induced protein 1 (gene PMAIP1). NCBI's taxonomy places the organism in Eukaryota, Metazoa, Chordata, Lepidosauria, Squamata, Viperidae. Bases 253 to 648 code for a protein of 131 amino acids. Gene Ontology annotation, biological process: release of cytochrome c from mitochondria; apoptotic process; DNA damage response. The record is from RefSeq and is a predicted model, not a curated record. The transcript is spliced from 3 exons.